GAAAUGGGUGCCGCCUUAUUGGCCGCCACGAUGUGCUUCCAUGCAUUUGCAGUCGUUGUUCAGGCCAGCGUACACAUCGAACGGAUCGGAUCGGCAUCUGUUUCAAAGAACUGUGAUAACAAGCCGUGCUAUCAGGGUAAGUGUGAGAAUGAGAAGUGCCGUUGUUUCGCUGGCUGGGGCGGCCCGCAGUGUGAUCGAUGCCAUGGACGAAAUUUGUUGACCGAUGAAAAUGAGAUACUGACCGAUGGUCCACGGAACUACACAUCUUCCUCACGAUGCAUGUGGAUAAUCACGGAUGAGAAAAAUCGCGGCGCGCUUCUGUUGAAAAUUGAGUCGCUGAUAACGGAAUGUUGUUGGGAUCACUUGUAUAUCUACGAUGGAACAGGCACAAGCGGACCGCAGUUAGCUGCAUUCAGGUUCCUCUUCCACAGCUAA
This is a messenger RNA of Gongylonema pulchrum, 435 nucleotides long. The record is from the annotation of a GenBank genome assembly. NCBI's taxonomy places the organism in Eukaryota, Metazoa, Nematoda, Chromadorea, Rhabditida, Gongylonematidae.